Molecule: messenger RNA, 1012 nt
Organism: Motacilla alba alba
Lineage: Eukaryota; Metazoa; Chordata; Aves; Passeriformes; Motacillidae
Product: endonuclease domain-containing 1 protein-like
Exons: 3
Coding region: 159-983 (274 amino acids)
Molecular function (GO): nucleic acid binding; hydrolase activity; metal ion binding
Source: RefSeq, a predicted model, not a curated record
UCUAACAACUGUCUCUUCUUGGAGAACAUAUAAACCCAGAGAGUCUGAGACUGCAGCAGAGGCAUUGGAGACUCCUCUGCCACUUCGGGGCUGCGAGCAGAAUCCUGUGCCACUCCUUCUCAAGGGGAGCAAGAGCCCUUCACUGAAAUCCUCCCACCAUGCUGGGGCUGCUGCUGCUGCAGGUGUUGGCCAGCUGCCUCUGGCUGGGACACAGCGAGGUGGUGAAGUCCUUUGCAGAAUGUCCUCAGUUCUUCUAUGCGGAGACCACCCCAAGUGAUGACCUGACUCCAAAGAACCCAGCCUGGAUCUGCCAGCGGUACAACAACUCAUAUCACUAUGCCACCCUGUAUGACAGAGACAAGAGAAUUCCAGUGUACUCUGCUUAUAAAUACCAGCCUGAAGAAGUAAAGAGACCUCAUAAGUGGUGGUUUGUUGAGCCCCAGCUAAUUGGUAAAAAUAAUCUUAAAGAGAUGGAAAGAGAGGUGGUCCUCAUACAACACAAUUUCACUUUAGACGAAAUCCAAAAGAGCCAGGCUGUGAAUGCUGACUACAAUGUGACUGGUUUCGACCGUGGCCAUUUGUGCCCCACAGGCCAUAUGGAUACUAAAGAGGGCAAGACAGCUACCUUCACCCUGACCAAUGCAGUGCCCCAGGGCAGCAUUCUUAACAACGGCCGCUGGAACAACUAUGAGCAUCAAACAAUGAUUGAAGAGACCAAGGGCUGUACAAGCACCUAUGUCAUCACGGGUGCUGUGCCUGGGAACACCUACAUCUCCAAUAAGAGGGUUAAUGUACCAAGCCACAUCUGGUCAGCUGCCUGCUGCCUGGUGGACGAAGAGCCCGCAGAUGCUUGGGGGGCAAUUGCUGAGAAUGACAAGAACGAGGUAGUGGUCCUGAGACUGGGAGACCUGGAGAAGAGGUUGACUGAGCUCUACAAGGUGAAAACAAUAACUCUGUUCAACAAUACCUGUCCCCGGAAAUAAGCCUUACAUCCUCAAUGGAAAAGGCUCGG